Nothobranchius furzeri (turquoise killifish) is the source of this 3949-nucleotide messenger RNA. Its product is annotated as dickkopf-related protein 3. Gene Ontology annotation, cellular component: extracellular region. Gene Ontology annotation, biological process: negative regulation of canonical Wnt signaling pathway; multicellular organism development. NCBI's taxonomy places the organism in Eukaryota, Metazoa, Chordata, Actinopteri, Cyprinodontiformes, Nothobranchiidae. The record is from RefSeq and is a predicted model, not a curated record. Gene Ontology annotation, molecular function: receptor antagonist activity; co-receptor binding.
UGUUGCUUGACAGACCGAGAGGGCGGAGCCGCUAACAAAUACACACACACACACACAGGCUUACAAUGGCAUUGUGAUAUCAUAAUGUACCAGAUGACAUCAUAGCAUACCUCUUAGCCAAUAGCGGUGGCAGAUUUAAAUUCAAAUACAGUGCAGAUUUUUUCCCUGACGACAGCACAACACUGACAGUUUUAGGCAGAAUAUUUUAAUUUUAACCAAGAUGCACUGAACUGCCAAAUUGUUGACUACACGUGUCUGUAGCACGAUUAGACACUCCUUUAUAUAGUUUAUCAGCAAAAAAAAUGUGAUUUGGGGGUGACUUGCUCUUUAAAUUGAAUUCUAAAUUCUACCGGGAGCCAGUGGAGGGACUGUAAAACUGGAGUGAUGUGAGUUUGUCUGCUGGAUUUCGUUAGGAGUCUGGCUGCUGCAUUUUGGAUGGCUUGAAAGCGUGAGAGGGAGGUUUUGCUGAGACCAAUAAAAUGAGCAUUACAAUAGUCUAAGCGUGAUGACACAAAGGCAUGGAUGAUUAUUUCCAGAUCUGCAGUUGAAACCAGUUUACGGACUUUUGAAAUGUUUCUCAGUUGAAAGAAACAAGAGUGUGAGAUGGUUUUGACGUGUGAAUCUAAACUUAAAGCUGGAUUAAAAAAUAACUCCCAGGUUUCUAAUGUUGGACUUGGCUGUUGGGCAAAAAGAGGCAAUUUCCUACUCGAUUUUUUGCUGAAGUUCCGGGGGUGCAGCGAUCAGGGUCUCUGUCUUGUUGGCAUUGAGAACAAGAAAGUUGCUGGACAGCCAGUUACUGAUCCAGGUCAGGCAGAGCAAGGGUGGCCAGCUGUCCAACUGGUAUGGCAUGAAGGACAUAUAGAGCUGAAUAUUGUCAGCGUAGAUGUGGUAGGAUAUGUCAGGGAAAGACUGAAUGAUGCCAGCUAGAGGAAGAAUAUAGAAUGUGAAUAGUAGAGGCCCUAGAACUGAACCUUUUGGGACCCAGCAGGUUACAGAGGCAGUAUCUGAAGAGAAGGUUUCUGACUUCACUGUGAAUGUUCUGUUGGUGAGAUAAGAAGAGAGCCAGUCUAGAGCAGAACCUGAGAUACCAGCCAGAGCAUUUAACCUGUUCAGUAGAACGUUGUGGUCUACUGUGUUAAAUGCUGCACUGAGGUCAAGCAGAACCAUGACAGAGCAUUUCCCUGCAUCAGCAGCCAUCAGGAGGUCAUUAUGCACCCUUACUAGAGCAGUCUCAGUUGACUGCUGCUUCAGAGAGCCAGAUUGGAAGGGGCCAGAGAUAUUUGACUUAGAAAACCAGGAUCUGAGUUGGGUUUCAACAACCUUCUCAAGUACUUUGCUGAUGAAAGGUAGCUUAGAUAUGGACCAAAAGUUACUGGUGGAGCUGGCGUCAAGGUUGGGUUUCUUUAAGAGAGGAGUCACUACUGCAUUUUUAAAGUAAGAUGGAACACAGCCUUGGCUCAGUGAGCUGUUGAUUAUAGUCAACAGAGAUGGACUGAUAGAGGCAAGGGACCUGACUUAGACAGAGGGAGGUAACACAUCUGAUGAGCAUGAUGAGAGCUUCAUCUGACUGAUUAUUGAGGUUCAGUCAUUUAGUGUGAUUGGGGAGAAGGAGGUGAAAGACUCGGAGCGUUGAGGGGCCUCCUCGCUGAUGGGGGGGAACUGGUGAAAUGCUAGAUCUUAGAUUCAACGCCUUGUUUGCAAAAAGGUGGAGAAAUAUGUUCCAAUCAUCAGCUGAAGAUAGCUGAGCCUGCCGAGGAGGAGAAGAAACGAUGCUGGAGAUGGUAUCAUACAAAACCUUAGGAUUAUUCUUAUUUUGGCAUAUGAGGUUGCUUAAGAAAGAAGACCUGGCAUUUUCUACAGCUUUGUUGUAUGACUGGAGAAGUUCUUUAAAAUAUUUGUGAUGAACAACCACACCUGUCCUCUUCCACCGACGUUCUGCUUUUCUACAGGAGCGUUUAAGAUUAAGAAUCUGGUUUUUCAGCCAAGGUGAACUGGAGACACUGGAACUGGUUUUGUGUGGGGCAGCCUGAUCUAGAAUUUUGAGGCAAUUUUUUUUAUUUGCGGAAUAAAAUGGAGAGAAAUAAAACAUUUUUAAAAUGAGUCCCUCUCCUCAGUCUUUUCCUCCUGGGAGCACUAAUGACUGAUGGUAAUUACAUUUAAUGAGAACAUGGGGACGUCUCCUGGAUGCACCUCUGCAAAUUGCUCCCAGUGAGGGGUCUGAAGUGGGAUAGGGUAAGGGGCAAUGGGACAGUAGAGGUUGGGGCCAGGAGUGUUUGCUCUGGGUUUUGGGGCCAGGACCUUCAGUGAUAGUUGUCACUCACUGAGCAGUGAAACAUGCCAUGCAUUUGUCUGCUUUUGUCCUGCUUGUUUGUCCUACAGAGAUAACCACACAGAGGUGAUGCUUGUCUUGGCUCUAUUGUCCAAGGCUGUUGUCAGACCUUCCAUGCCCCGUCUCCCCUCAUUCCCAGCUCUGUGACUGGUCUUUUUGCUGCUGUUUUCUAGCUGCAGGGGGUAACUCGACCAAUUUAGUUAAUCCAUUAAUGACCAAUUGUCUCCUCCUACUCCUGCUGCUUGGGCAAACAGCUAGGUGGGGGAGGUCAGGCUUUGUUGACCUAUAAAAGUCAAAGUGGAAGCAGUCAGCCAGUGUCACUGGAUGGCUCCAGUCAGCACUGACUUUACAGACCUUUACUAAGCCUUUUGCUCUUUCUGAUUUGCUCAUUUUUAACUUCACUCUUGUGUGUGGAGAUGAUGGGAAAGCUGAAUUUGUUCUGCCUGCUUCUGAGCUUCUCCUAUACUGAAGCUCGUAUUUGGGCCUGGAUGCUCAACAUGCCUCAUACCCCUCCCAAAGAAGGGGCUAAAGCACUCAGAGAGAACAUUCCCAUCUCCAAAGCUCUCACGGCUGUGUGCGACCACGACAGAGCUUGUGGACGUGGCUUCUCAUGCGAUCGCCACUUUGGUCUUUGUGUGCCUUUACGAGGGGAGGGCCACUACUGCCGGAGGGAUGCACAGUGUGUCCGUGGACUCAGCUGUAUGUUUGGAAAGUGCCACCGCAGCAUCCCCAAUGGUCAAGAGGGCUCCAGGUGUAAAGUUGACAGAGACUGUGAAGCUUCCAUGUGUUGUGCCCGACAUCACGGUGAGCAGGUGUGCAAAAGGCGGCUGAUUGGUGGAGAAAGCUGUUUUGUUCCUGACGGCGGCCUGGCAUUCAGCAUCAACCAGAUUUGUCCAUGUGAAGACGGCCUGCUGUGUCGUGAAGACAGUGGACCGCACCGGAGAGAGUGAGUACAAAAGCAUGUCCAAAGAAAAGUUUUUACAUCAGAGGUCCUGGAAACAAAAUGUCGUGCUCAUGAAUGUGGGUUUCCAGGAACUAUAAAUAACUCAUUGCUUCAUAUGUGCAGUUUGCCUCAAUCUAAUAUUUGACAAAGUGGUCAAAUAACUGAAAUGUGGGCAAAAGAAUAUUUCUUCUACAACUUUAUCUUGUCAGACAGGUAACAGUAAUAUAAACCUCCUUACUGUCUGAAAUUCUUCAUGAACUUUUACUGACCCAGAAUGUGUUUCUAGUUGCAGAUUGUAAAAACUCAGAUGUAACUUUGUGUCACACAUGAUCACUGCUGCCUUGGUUCAUCCUGAUGACAUGCAAACAGAGGAACUGAACUCUUCUUUUGUGUUUUGCUGCAAUGUUUUAUAGACAAAAGAUUAAAGUAUUGUGUUGAAAUCAUAAAUCAGCAGAGCAGUUUUGAUUCUUACACAAGACUGUUUAGCGUUUACAUAAAUAUCCCACUAUGCAUUGCACACUAUGUAAUGAGUUUUUACCAUUGAAAAUAUAGUGCAUGUGAAAGUCUGACUGGGACAAGCAAAACAGAAACAUUCUCCAAAAAUUAUAUUGAUGAUCAUGUCAAUGAUUGCUAUGUUGUACAAACUCACAUAAUCCCAUCAUUAUGUCAAAUGCAUU